GUGGAAGGACACAGUGAGGUUGCACCCCCAGCCCCCCGCCCCCCGCUCCCCAUCCCCGGCUCGGGCUCCUCCGGCUCCAUCAAAGCGGGCCGGGGCCAGCGCAAGGAUCUGGGGCUUGCAAAGUGUUGUGCUGAGGCUGGUGGGACUGUCACUCAUUCUCCCGAUCGGCGCGUGAACGCAGCUAGGCGGCCUCUGGCAGGAAACAAAUUCUGCAAAAAAAAUAACCAGCAUCCUAAUAAUCCGACUCAGCCUGGCAAUCGUGUACCCCUAGAUCUGUGGCUCUGCCGCCUCCGUCUACACUCGCUGCAAAGGGGCAGGAGGCAUAGACAGACAGAACUGACCUCGGCUCGAACAGAUCUCUCUCUCUCUCUCUCUCUGGGCCAGCAGAUUACAAUGCUGCCAACUAAGGAUCAUCUCAUCUGGACUUUGUUAUUCCUGGGAACUGCAGUUUGUCUACAAGUGGACAUUGUUCCCAGCCAAGGAGAAAUCAGCGUUGGAGAGUCCAAGUUCUUCCUGUGUCAAGUGGCAGGAGAUGCCAAAGAUAAAGACAUCUCCUGGUUCUCGCCCAAUGGAGAAAAACUCACCCCAAAUCAGCAGCGGAUCUCAGUGGUGUGGAACGAUGACUCUUCAUCCACGCUUACCAUCUACAAUGCCAACAUUGAUGAUGCCGGCAUUUACAAGUGUGUGGUCACUGGGGAGGAUGGCAGCGAGUCAGAGGCUACAGUGAACGUGAAGAUCUUCCAGAAGCUCAUGUUCAAGAAUGCACCAACCCCACAGGAGUUCCGAGAGGGAGAAGAUGCUGUGAUUGUGUGUGAUGUGGUCAGCUCCCUGCCCCCAACCAUUAUCUGGAAACACAAAGGCAGAGAUGUCAUCCUGAAAAAAGAUGUCCGAUUUAUAGUCCUGUCCAACAACUACCUGCAGAUCAAAGGCAUCAAGAAAACAGAUGAGGGCACUUACCGCUGCGAGGGCAGGAUCCUGGCUCGGGGAGAGAUCAACUUCAAGGACAUUCAGGUCGUUGUGAAUGUGCCUCCCACUGUCCAGGCCAGACAGACGGUUGUGAAUGCUACUGCCAACCUGGGCCAAUCGGUCACCCUGGUGUGUGAUGCUGAAGGCUUCCCAGAGCCCACCAUGAGUUGGACAAAGGAUGGGGAACAGAUAGAGGAUGAGGAAGACGAGAAAUACAUCUUCAGUGACGACAGUUCUGAGCUGACCAUCGGGAACGUGGAUAAGAAUGAUGAGGCUGAGUAUGUCUGCAUUGCCGAGAACAAGGCUGGAGAGCAGGAUGCAUCAAUCCACCUCAAAGUCUUCGCAAAACCCAAAAUCACAUAUGUAGAAAACCAGACUGCCAUGGAACUGGAAGAACGGGUCACACUGAUCUGUGAAGCCUCGGGAGACCCCAUUCCCUCCAUCACCUGGAGAACAUCCAACCGAAAUAUCAGCAGUGAAGAAAAGGCUUCGUGGACUCGACCAGAGAAGCAAGAGACCCUGGAUGGGCACAUGGUGGUGCGCAGCUAUGCCCGCGUGUCGUCCCUCACCCUGAAGAGCAUCCAGUACACGGAUGCAGGAGAAUAUAUCUGCACUGCCAGCAACACCAUUGGCCAGGAUUCGCAGUCCAUGUACCUCGAAGUGCAGUAUGCUCCCAAGUUGCAGGGACCUGUGGCUGUGUACACAUGGGAAGGAAACCAGGUGAACAUUACCUGUGAAGUGUUUGCCUACCCCAGUGCCACCAUCUCAUGGUUCCGCGAUGGACAGUUGCUUCCUAGUUCCAACUACAGCAACAUCAAGAUCUAUAGCACUCCCGUGGCCAGUUAUCUGGAGGUCACUCCAGACUCUGAGAAUGACUUUGGGAACUAUAACUGUACUGCUGUGAAUCGCAUUGGACAGGAGUCACUGGAGUUCAUCCUUGUCCAAGCUGACACCCCAUCUUCACCGUCCAUUGACCAGGUGGAGCCAUACUCAAGCACUGCACAGGUGCAGUUCGAUGAACCAGAAGCCACCGGCGGGGUGCCCAUUCUCAAGUACAAGGCUGAAUGGAGAGCAGUGGGCGAGGAAAUGUGGCAUUUCAAGUGGUAUGAUGCCAAAGAAGCCAACAGAGAGGGCACUGUCACCAUCAUGGGCCUAAAGCCUGAGACGACAUACUCCGUGCGGCUGGCAGCGCUCAACGGCAAGGGCCUGGGCGAGAUCAGCGCUGCCUCUGAGUUCAAGACACAGCCAGUCCGGGAACCAAGUGCGCCUAAGCUGGAAGGGCAGAUGGGAGAAGACGGGAAUAGCAUCAAGGUGAACCUCAUCAAGCAGGAUGAUGGCGGCUCCCCCAUCAAGCACUACCUGGUCAAGUACCGAGCGAAGCUCUCUUCUGAGUGGAAGCCAGAGAUCAGGCUUGCAUCCGGCAGCGACCAUGUCAUGCUCAAGUCCCUGGACUGGAACGCAGAAUAUGAGGUCUACGUGGUGGCUGAGAACCAGCAGGGCAAGUCCAAGGCAGCUCAUUUUGUCUUCAAGACCUCGGCCCAGCCCACAGUCAUCCCAGCCAACGGCAGUCCCACAGCAGGUCUGAGCACCGGGGCCAUCGUGGGCAUCCUCAUUGUCAUCUUCGUGUUGCUCCUGGUGGUGGUGGAUAUCACCUGUUACUUCCUGAACAAGUGUGGUCUGCUCAUGUGCAUCGCCGUCAAUCUGUGUGGGAAGGCCGGACCUGGAGCCAAGGGCAAAGACAUGGAGGAGGGCAAAGCCGCCUUCUCGAAAGACGAGUCCAAGGAGCCCAUUGUGGAGGUGAGGACGGAGGAGGACCGGACCCCCAACCAUGAUGGAGGGAAGCACGCAGAGCCCAACGAGACCACGCCGUUGACAGAGCCCGAGCUGCCUGCUGACACCACAGCCACUGUUGAGGACAUGCUGCCUUCUGUCACCACCGUCACUGCUAACUCUGACACUAUCACCGAAACCUUUGCCACUGCUCAGAACAGCCCCACCAGUGAGACCACCACCCUGACCUCCAGUAUUGCCCCCCCAGCUAAUGCCACCCCUGACUCAAAUUCUGUGCCCGCUGGCCAGACCGCCCCUUCCAAGGGGACCGGCACAGCCGCCUCUGCCCCAUCCCCAGCUUUAACGCCCAAGGUAGCCCCCCUUGUUGACCUGAGCGACACCCCGACUUCAGCCCCUGCAGCCAGCAAUUUGUCUUCUAGUGUCCUGGCUAACCAGGGGGCUGUACUCAGCCCCAGUGCCCCUGCCAGUGUGGGGGAGGCCUCCAAGGCCAACAAGCCAACCCCUGUGCCAGGCCCUGCCACAGCAGGGACGGCCAGUCCCCUAGCAGCAGCAGCUGCUCCUGCCCCAGAAGUCCCCCCAGUCCAGCAGGAGGCUCCCAGCACCAAAGGCCCGGACCCCGAGCCCAGCCAGCCCGGGGCCAUGAAGAGCCCGGCAGAGGCCACCACGGGCCAGUCUAGUCCGAAGAGCGAGGUGGCCUCCGUCAACGCCACAAACCCUGCCCAGGGCGAGGACUUUAAAAUGGACGAAGGGAACUUCAAGACCCCUGAUAUUGACCUUGCAAAGGAUGUUUUUGCAGCCCUGGGCUCUCCUGCUCCCGCCACUGGGGCCAGUGGACAAGCCCCUGAGCUUGCUCCUUCCACUGCAGACAGCUCUGUUCCGCCGGCACCAGCCAAGACCGAGAAAGGCUCCGCAGAAGCAAAGCCUGAGUGUCCAGAGACAGAAACGAAGCCAGCGCCCGCCGACGUGAAGACGGUGCCCAACGACACCACACAGACAAAGGAGAAUGAGAGCAAAGCAUGAUGGGGGACGAGAAGCCAGCGAAGCUCAACAUACCAAGUGACACAGCAGCUUCACCAGAGCAUUUCCAACGUCUCACACACACACACACACACACACACACACACACAAACACACACACACACACACACACACAUCUCAUUCCUCUAGUGUCUUUUGCCUUUAAAAAAAAAAAGAAAGAAACAGAUAAACACAGGAUCUCCUUUUUGUAGGUUUAUAGAAAGGGACCCUUUGUUUCACACUCACUUGUAAGAAAACGAGACAAAAAGGUUAAACCCACAGCCAAACUAGGACACUGCGUUCCCUGAAACCAUUUCAAAUUCAAACAAAAGGACCCAAAUUAAGACUCUAGGAAGCUCAGAAAAAAAUCUAGGUUUAGGAAGACCAUGUUGGUGGUGCCCAACUGGCACAAGCCAGUUUCAGAGAACUGCUUCCAGGCACUAAGUAACUCACCGAAUGAACAAAGUCCACGUUUAUUUUUAUACUUUCAGUCGAGUUUGAACUCUGUAGGACCUCAUAAAUCAGUUAUACUUUCUGUUCACUUUGUAUUUGUUCAGUAUGCAAAGUGUGUCACUCUUUCUAGCCGAAUUCAAUUCCCACGUAGACUCUUGUUUUGUAGGAAGAAUGCCAAAUUGCAGCUUGUGGGGGUAGAGCUCAAAUUUGCAGUAUUCUGAUUUCUUUUUUCUUUCCUUUUCCUUUUUUUUUUCCUUCCACCUUCCCUCUCCCUUCAUCCUUCUGCCAAUUUUGUUUUCCAGUGUUUACAAGUUGACAAACGUUUGACUUCCGUUGUGUUGUAAUGUCCCUGUCAAAUAGCUGCCUUUUUGUUUAGAGAUUUCUUUGAUUUUUUUUAAGUUAUGGGUACUGCCUCAAGGCGGGUAGAACCACCACAGGCUGGCCUGAGUGCAGGACAACUUUCCAAGCUCCCAUGUUUACAGUGAGUGAAUCUUCCCCCAGCCCCAUUCUGACCAUUCUGCCUGUGGGGGACACAGGUAAAAGCGUAUCUGGUCCUGGAAUAGCUUUGCUUUAGGGUAAGGGGGUCACUUCUUUUUUUCUUUUUUGGUGUCUUUGGAGGCUAGACCACUUUCUGUUUAGCCACCACCUAUCUAUUUCUGUGAAAAAAAGAAUCUGCACCCUGCCCCCCCCUAGGUGUCCGAGUCCUUCCUUUGGAAGGACUCUUUAUAGGGUUUGUUGAAUGAAGCAGAAACGAUUGUAUAGUUGGGGCUGGUCUUAGUGAACACACACUUUUACCCCCAAACAUCCCUCCCCUUUUUGUAGAAAGCCAAAUAAGAUAUAUACAUACCAUUUCCUUUUAAACCCAGAAUCUAGAUCUGAGCGGAAGAGCGUGUGGGCUUCAGGGAUUUAGUGUCUUUUUUUGGGAAUCUGUUGAAGUAAAGCAACAUCAGCCUUCUGUUCAGUUAGGCAGCAUUUGUACAAACAAAAGAGAAAAGAAGAAGGGAAAAAAUAUAUAUAUAAAACCAACCUGCUGUCUGGAGUCAUAAUACAACUUUCCUGGAUUGGAAACCAAGUGGGAAAAAAAAAUACAGAAACUUUAAGGGGGAAGGGAGGGGGGGAGGGAAAAGCCAGCCCUUUGUAUAGAAAUUUUGCUUUUUUUUUCCUCAUUCUACUUUAGAACUGCAAGCUUGUGCACUGUGGAUGCGUGAAUAUUUUAGUGUGAAAUGUGUUUUUGUCAUAGUAUUGAAAUAAAACUUCAACAUAGUUUGGUUGUGGAAGAUAUAGCAGAUAGUUCAGAAAAGAUUAUUCAGGAAACAAAAUAAUUCUUAAAAGGAACUGAAGCCUUUAAACAAAGAAGAUGAUGAUGAUGUUAAGUUAACAGAAAUCACUCUGGCAUGGGUGCCUUUGUGAGGUACAAAACAGCAAGAGGCUAGUGGCAAUGGUGCCCCAGGCUCGGUUCUGUGGGUCCCGCUCACCAAUGUUCUGACACUUCUGCAAUCCGGUCAGUGGCGAUAUGCUAGAUUAUCAUUUCAAACUGUGAAAAAUAACGGUCUUGUCCUUUGCUCAAUGUGGGGUUAUUUUGCAUUUUCUCAGCUCCUGGGGAUGGAAAUGGAGGAGCCCGGUAUGCCCAGCUUCGGCCUCUCUCAUUCUAGGUCUUGCACACAUCUGUGGUUCAAAUGCACUGGCCUCACGGCAGCUAGCAAUACACACACCCCUCUUAGAGCACAGCAGUAGGUGGGGGUGGUCUGAGGUUGAAAGGACCCCUAGGAUAGGGCAGGGCUGGCAGCCAUGGGAUCACUUUUUUGCCUUGUGAUCUUAGUGGCUUUGACCAGGGCCAAGCCCUUGCUAUACCUCACAGAGACAGUGCGUGUCACUUCAUGUGGCUGCGGUGAGGCAAACUUUGAUUUUUGCGGUCCGGAAGACAGAGGUAUAGUCAACCCUGCAAAUGUCUCACCCAGGGCAGCUGGCCACCCCUACCAGACAGAACCUUGGCCCCGAAAUUCUGGGGCGGAACACCAAGACUGCCCACGUUUGGGUCUGCCUCUCCUCUGAAAUGUAAAUGUGUCUCCACGUGUGUGAACUUUCCUUGCUAAAAACUAAAAAAAAAAAUAGCAAUGCUUUCUCUCACAUGGAGGAGGAAGUGGCUUUAUUUUCCAAAGGUUCUAUCUUUUAUGUUAAGAGAUUAAAGACUUAGAAUUUGCCUUUUUUUUUUAAUUUUUUGGAAGGAGGGAUCAACUCUACUAGUUUCCAGUGUCUAUGUGUCUAUAUGUGUACUUGCCAUACAUGUGUAUUCACAUAAGUACUACCGGCAUCACCACGUUCUGUGGAGGGGGCACUCAUGUGCCGUGCACAGGGCCUCCGCGUCCUGAAGGGCCGUUGUGUAUAUAGUGCAGCUUUUGAAGUGGAACUCUAUUUUCACACUUUUCUAUGGAGCCUUCCAAGUCCUGGGUUUUCACUCUAGGCUGUCUGUCUGGAUGGUGGUUCUCAGACCUCCAUUAACAUCCCUACCCAGCAUUCCCUACUUCGGGGGCCUUCUCUCUUGUUAUAAACUUUUUACCAAGUGAAACAUCAAUACCACCUUUGUUUCCAUUCUCACUGGUGUAAAUACUGAUACUAACUGAGAAUUUUGACUUUGCAUUCUGUCAGAAUACUUGUGUUCAAUAAAAAUCAAAAGGAAAAAAAAAGAA
Molecule: messenger RNA, 6914 nt
Organism: Suncus etruscus (white-toothed pygmy shrew)
Lineage: Eukaryota; Metazoa; Chordata; Mammalia; Eulipotyphla; Soricidae
Gene: NCAM1
Product: neural cell adhesion molecule 1
Exons: 20
Coding region: 394-3777 (1127 amino acids)
Biological process (GO): cell adhesion
Cellular component (GO): membrane
Molecular function (GO): protein binding
Source: RefSeq, a predicted model, not a curated record